Helianthus annuus (common sunflower) is the source of this 1713-nucleotide messenger RNA. RefSeq lists its product as uncharacterized. The record is from RefSeq and is a predicted model, not a curated record. Gene Ontology annotation, biological process: DNA integration. NCBI's taxonomy places the organism in Eukaryota, Viridiplantae, Streptophyta, Magnoliopsida, Asterales, Asteraceae. The transcript has 2 exons. Gene Ontology annotation, molecular function: RNA-DNA hybrid ribonuclease activity; nucleic acid binding. Bases 1 to 1713 code for a protein of 570 amino acids.
AUGAUAGAAAAACUGGUUCUAGCGCUAGUACACGCGUCCAGACAUUUGCGCAGGUACUUUUCAGGCCAUGUCAUCACAGUUCUAACAAAUUAUCAUUUGGGCCAAAUCUUGUCAAAACCCGACGUGGCGGGAAGAUUAGCUAAAUGGGCCAUCGAGCUGGGAGGCUACAACAUUUUUUACAGACCAAGACCAGCAAUCAAAGGGCAAGUUCUAGCAGACUUCGCCACUGAAGUUCCCAUCGAUAAAAUACAAGAAUGUGAGGCAAUCCAGAACCCGACGCCUGUUUUUGACGAAAGAGUCUGGACCUUACACACAGAUGGUGCUUCCAAUGACGACGGAGCAGGAGCAGGUCUCCGAUUAGUCAGUCCGGAUAAUCACGAACUUACAUAUGCCAUACGCUUAGAUUUCCAAAGCACCAACAAUGAAGCAGAAUACGAAGCAUUUUUAGCAGGUCUUCGUCUAGCACUCAAAAUGGGGGCAAGAAACCUUGAAGCCAACGUUGACUCAAAGCUAGUAGCUGAACAAGUUAACGGUCGUUAUGAUGCGAAGGGAGAAGCUAUGGCAUUGUACCUUGAACAAGCGCGGAUGUUGAUCAACCAAUUUCAAACAUUCAAAGUCAAUCACAUAAACAGAAGCGAGAACAAGCAUGCUGACGCGCUAAGCAAGUUAGCUGCUACCAGCUUUAAACACUUAGCUAAGGAGGUACGCAUAGAGGUAUUAUCCAAUCCUUCCAUUCAUCUCAAGCAAGUAAGCGUCAUAGAAAUGGGAAAUCCAUCCUGGAUGUCUCCAAUUAUUUUGUACAUUCAACACGGAAAACUUCCGGAAGGAAAGGCAGAAGCCCGAAAAAUACAACACAAAGCAAUAAACUACGAGAUGGCGGAUGGCGUCCUUUAUCGAAAAUCAUUCAUGGGCCCAUUACUACGUUGUGUUGAUAAAACAGACGCUCAGUACCUAGUCAGAGAAAUCCACGAGGGAUUAUGCGGGAUACACGCGGGACCGCGCAUGGUCGUGGCAAAAAUAAUGAACGCCGGAUUUGGAUUACCAUUGCGCAUUAUUUCCGACAAUGGUACAAACUUCGCCGCGGAAGACCUUCAAAAAUGGUUCAAAGAAAUGAAAAUCGAGCACAACUUUGCCUCCGUUGCACAUCCUCAAGCGAACGGUCAGGUAGAAAGCAUAAACAAACAAAUCGUUGAUGGCAUAAAAGCGCGACUUGGCACAGUGCGCAGAGGAUGGGUUGACGAACUUCCUAGCAUCCUCUGGGCGCAUCGAACAAUGCCAAAGACUAGCACCGGAGAAACUCCGUUCAGUCUAGUAUAUGGCUUAGAGGCCGUCAUUCCAGCUGAGAUAGGCCUACCAUCACCGCGCAUGUUGGCUAUGGAAAGACAGAACAACGAACAAGAACGGAGACUGGAUUUGGAUCUUCUGGAAGAAAGGCGCGAGAACGCUGCCAUAACAGAAGCAAGGUACAAAUCCAAGCUCGAAAAAUAUUACAAUGCGCGUGUGCGUGUUUGCACCUUUGUCCCCGGAGAUUUUGUCUUGCGCGACAACGAGGCCUCAAACGCCGAAAAACCUGGCAAAUUAGCACCAAGGUGGGAAGGACCAUACGUCAUUAACGAAGUCUUAGGCAAGGGGGCAUAUACCUUAAAAAGGAUUGAUGGGACCCUAGUUCCCCGUACCUGGAACGCACAACAGUUACGCAGGUGUUACAUGUGA